AGAGUAUAUAAUGAACAUAAAACAAUAGUCGUAGUGGUGCUACGUAAAGCACGAAACAUCUUAGAUGGACUUUUCCAUAGCCUAGCGACUGCAUAAUAUCAAUAUGCAAUUGGGAAGAUGGUGUAGUGGUAGCUCACUUGGCUUGCAUUCAUAAAGUUUCAGAUAAAAAUGAAUUUAAAAAGUAUUUUAAACAAACUGAUCAAAUCCCGAGAUGUAACACCAUUACCAUGGACUGUUGUGGUUGUCUUAUUUUUUAUUAUGAUACUUGACAAGAUGAUAGUGACAAUGGUGUUUUCAUUCUUACCCAAAUUGGUCAAGUCUUUUGGAACAUUUGAGGCUGACACAGGGUAUUAUGUUGGCAUCAUUGCUUCUGCUAUGAGCAUUGGACAAACAUUUUUUAGCUUAUUCUGGGGAUACAUGGCUGAUGUGAAAGGGAAAAAACCAACCUUGAUUGUUUCAACUGUAGCGACUAUGCUUUCAACACUUGCAUUUGGUUUCACUUAUAAUUUUGAAUGGGCUGUUACUACACGAUUUCUUCAAGGAGCUGCUACAGCUAUUAUUGUGAUUUCAAAAUCCAUCAUGGCAGAUCUUUGCGACAACUCGAAUAUGCCUCUUGCCAUGACAAUUUUAUCUUCCACUAGUGCAGUUGGCUUAAUUAUUGGACCAAGUGUAGCAGGUUUUGUGGUAUUUUCAUCGGAACAAUACCCUGAUGUUUUCUCUGAAGAUUCAAUUUUUGGAAGAUUUGGAAUCCUGCUUCCGAAUUUAAUUCUGGCGAUUGGUUUUGCUAUUGGUGUCAUUCUGAUCACACUGUUUCUUCCAAAGUGUUCAAACAUGAAAGAAUGCACCCAAGUCAGUUUCCUAAACACCCUUUAUGGAAUCGCUACAUUUGCAAACUACGAAUUGUUUCCGUUGUAUGCUGCCACUUCUGCUAAAUAUCAUGGGAUGAGUUUUUCUACUUCCGACAUUGGUUUACUGUUACUGAUAGUUUCUGCAUGUUUCCUUCCAACACAGCUGUUGCUCACAUCCAGAAUUAUAAGAUGUUAUGGUUCAAGAAAGGUUUUUAUUGGAGGUAACCUAUUGUUAGCGUUCGUCAGCCCUUGGACACCAAUUCUUGUUGAAAUUAUCUCAAACAGAACUGGUUGGUGGAUAGCUGUUGCGUUCGCUUUAUUUAUACAACACUUAUGCAUGUCAACCGGUUAUGUCACCCUUAAUAUUCUUAUCAAUAAUACAGUGACAGCAGAUCUUAUGGGAUCUGCAAAUGGCCUUGCAAUGAUCUUUUUAUCACUUGGAAGAAUUAUCGCACCAAUUGCCAUCGGUAGCAUAUAUUCUUGGUCUCUCACAAACAUCAAAGAUGUCUCAUCGAAUACUGAUCCGAUAGGAUUUCCAUUCAAUCAAUACUUUUGUUUUUUUAUUUUAUUGCUAUUAUUUACAUCGAACGCUAUCUUUGCUUCAACACUUUCACCGACAUUAGACAAUAAAAAGAUAAUCCAUUCUCAAGAAGACGAUGAACAAGGUUGCAGCACUUGUUGAUGUAUAAUCAUAAACUGGGCAUAUGGUUAUAUGGGCGUAUAACCAACCGACGUGAAGUUCCGUUAUAACCACUCAACUAAUCUAAAAAAUGAACCACAAAAUUGUUAUGCAUGAAUUACCCUGAAAUAUGUCGUCUUGUACUCUGUGGUCACUUUCUACCACCAUAGUACUAAAAAAAUCUUAAUUUUCUAAUUUAUUUUCGGUAUGUUCCUGUUUGUUGCUUUCUUAGUAACUAAAGGAAAAGAAAUUUUCCUAAUUAUAUGUUUUUUUAAAAAGUUGGAAAUUUAUUUUAAAAUCAUAUCCAGUAUCAUUGAAUUGUUGUGUCUAUAAGUUUCCAAAUUAAUCUCACAUAAAAAGUUCUGUUUUUGGUGGCAUCAUUACAUUCAAAGCGAGAAGGUUUAGAAAGUCAAGGGGACACAACUCAGCAGUUUCUAUUAAAACCACCCUUUACAGGUUGCUGUAUUGAUGCCAACUUCAAUGUUGUAAAAAAAAUGAUAAACCGUUUCGUGGUGAUAACUUAAAAAUGUAGCAAAAGCGGCUCAAUGGAUGGAUUUCAAAGAACUACAAUACAAGGUUAGGCUUUAACUGGAAAUCGCCUAAUUAUAUCUAUCCUUCUCUUAUUAAACCCCCUUAGUCAACGCCGAACUGAUUUUUGAAGCCUCGUUUUUGAGCGGUGGCAUUGUUACAGAAUGCUCAAUGUUCCAUAAACAUGUUUCACAAAGGAUGCAGUCAAAAUGUGUUUGAGUGUUCUAAAGAAUUAUUUUCAUAGACUAUCUUUUUUAUUUUUUUAUCAAGCUUGAUGUGAAUUAGAUGUAGUUGUAGUAAUAAUUUUGAUCAUAAUAAUUAUUUUGACAUAGCUUUUUGGAGUCUAUAAAGUGUUUGAUUAUGUGCUAGUUGAACUGUUUAUUUGUCUAUCUCUGUAUUUUUUUCAUCUGUGGUGAAAAUUUAUAGCGUGAAAAUUUCUGGGAAUAUUGUUUUCCACUCUUCCAUAGCCUUCCCCCAAGGUUAUUUUCUUUUUUUUUGUUUGAUAGUUUUUCAACAAUUUCAUAUUUUUUAUAUUAUAUUUUUUUAUAUUAAUUGGAUGUAUAUUGUGAUAAUUGUUUUAAUUGUAUUUUGAUUUCAUUUCAAUAUUAAUAUAACACUAUUGGAGCGGAGAUCAAUUGGUACGAAAUGAUCAUAUGCUAUAUCAGAACUUCUAAAACAAAUAAUUCCAAGCCGAUUAGUCACACUAAUUUAACGUAACUAUAAAGGUCUAAUAAAUUCAGUGAAGAUUGAAACAAUG
Messenger RNA from Hydractinia symbiolongicarpus, 2812 nucleotides. RefSeq lists its product as uncharacterized. Bases 169 to 1530 code for a protein of 453 amino acids. Gene Ontology annotation, molecular function: transmembrane transporter activity. Gene Ontology annotation, biological process: transmembrane transport. The transcript is spliced from 15 exons. The record is from RefSeq and is a predicted model, not a curated record. Lineage: Eukaryota; Metazoa; Cnidaria; Hydrozoa; Anthoathecata; Hydractiniidae.